Molecule: messenger RNA, 3256 nt
Organism: Notolabrus celidotus (New Zealand spotty)
Lineage: Eukaryota; Metazoa; Chordata; Actinopteri; Labriformes; Labridae
Gene: icam5
Product: intercellular adhesion molecule 5
Exons: 8
Coding region: 791-2920 (709 amino acids)
Biological process (GO): cell-cell adhesion
Cellular component (GO): membrane
Molecular function (GO): integrin binding
Source: RefSeq, a predicted model, not a curated record
ACAUGCUACAUUCAAAUUCAUGCUAGUUUUCCGAGGCUGCCAACCCCAGCUUUAAGGGCUAGAGUAAGAAUCCCCAAGGGGCAGGCCAAACACAGACCAGGCUAAUGAGAAAUGACGUCUCUGUGUCAGUUUGUACAGUUAAUGCUUAUUUUAAUGUUAAUGAGGCUGACCUGACAUAACACCAGAACACUAAAUGUAUCUUUUGGAAUUUAACAUUUUAUUUAUAUAAUUUGUUCACAUUUCUAUUUUUUGCUAGAUGAUUAGAAAGGGCAGCGUUUAUGUUGUUAAAUGGCCACUUUAAGGGUGUAGGGAGGUUAGCUGUACAGUGUCUGGCUGUGCUUCUAUUUUUUAUAAGAGUUGUCUGUACAUAUUGAAUACAGACCAGUUAAUGUCUAUAAACUGGAAACAGUUCAAAAUGCACUGGGUUGAUGUUUUUGUCCUCUGUUGCCCUUUUUUGACAACAUUUCAUGUUUAUCACUCUGCCGUGUACUUUUCAAUAAAUAAUGCCAUGUAAGCUCAUGUGAUGGAUGAUGGAUCAACUGCAGUGGAGCCAUACUUCCGUUUUGUGGGUGCAUGGUUUCCUGUGCAUCAGGGCGUUGAAUUUCCUCUUGUAUACUUUCUUUACUCUCGCUGAGCUUAUUUAACUGUCAGCAGCAGGUAAUUAUCCUCAUCAUCAGGUCUGAACCAGGAUUAAUCCGAUCCCGCUACUUAAGCUGGACAUCUGCUGGACGAUCCUGAAACACACCUUACCUCUUUAACCUACCUACUUCCUCACGUGUGCUGUUCCAGCAUGCAGCCUCUCAGGACCCUGGGCCCUCUCAUGCUCAUGAUACUACUGUGUGAUGCAGACAUUCCAUGCCCCACUGAACUCAACCCUCUCACCCUGGAUCCUCCUGUGGUUAUAGGAGAACAAGGAGAGUCAGUGGAGGUUAACUGCACCAGCAACGAGGAGGAUCACUACGGGAUGAACUGGAGAACUUCAAACACAGACUCUGGUUUUGAAGAUGAGAAGAGUUUCGUCUCUGAGUUUCUGCAGCUUUCAGACUGGAACAUGUCAGCUGAGUGCAGAUUAAAGCUGAACGAAACAUUUGAAUGCAGCAAGGACCUAGAGAUCACUGUGUACAAGAACCCAACAGUGGCCAUGUACCCCACAAAGUAUUUGACUGAUUUGGUGGAAGGGACGCUGUACGAGCUGCAGUGUGAUAUCCUUGAGGUUGCUCCAAUUCAAAACCUCACUGUGAAGUGGUACAAAGGCGAAAAAGUAAUCAAGAUUGAUACCUUCACCAACACCACCAAAAAACCAGUGGAUGAGUCUUCUAUUCUGACAGUCAACAUCAGCAGAGAGGACAACAGGGCUGAGUUUUGGUGUGAAGCUCAGCUGGACUUUGGGCCACAUGGAGUAAAACGUCCUGCUAUUUCUAAAAAGCAACCUGUUUCUGUUGUGUAUGGCCCUGAAUUCAAGAGCAACCCAAAAGGUGAUUUUGUCUUUUUGAGAAAAGGCGUCAAUGUCACCCUGAACUGUGAAGCUGAAGGAAACCCUCCUCCCAUCUUUAACUGGACUCGUGAAGGGGUGGAAUUGUUGGAGAAGACAAACUUUCUGAACAUUUCUCGAAUAAAUGACAGUGCGAUCUACAACUGCACAGCUUACAAUCAUCUAGGAAGCGUAAGCAAGGGGAUCAGUGUUCAAGUGUUGAAUAUGCUCAAGGCGGCGGCUGCACCUGCAGACAUGACUCCCCCUGUGGCAUCAACAACAGCUGCCCCUGCCACACCAACACCAACUUCUGAGGCAUUAACAUUGCUCUACUCAGAGUCAACGAUGACUGCCCCUGAGACACCGGACUCAACCACCUCUAAGACAUCAACAACGACCUACACAGAGACAUCAUCACCAGGAGGUUGCCCCCUUUCAUUGACACCCCCUGAGAUUGUGGUGAAAUAUGGAGAUCCAGCUUCAGUAAACUGCACCACAUCAGCCCCUGAUGCUUAUUUAAUAGGCUGGGAGGCAGCAUUUGGAGGCACAGGAGUUGAACAGCCUCCUUCUGUCACCUGGAGGGUUGAAAAACUGGAACACUGGAUCGUGGAACCUAAGUGCUUCCUAACAAUGAAAAACAAUGAGCAGUGCACCGUGAUGCCAAGUGUCACUCUUUACAAGACUCCAGACAUUGUGUUAGUGUCUGCGAUUGGUUCUGGUCCAAUGUUGGAAGGCAAGGACUUUCCGCUGACUUGUGAUGUCAUGAACGUGGCUCCUGUGCAGAACCUCAAACUGAAGUGGUACAGAGGUGAUGAAAUUGUGGACACAAAAACAUUCAAAAACCCCACCGUAACCCCAGUCAAUUUGACUUACCCCCUGAGUAUCAUUUCUAAGAGAGAUUAUAACGGAGCAGCUUUCAGAUGUGUGGCUGAGCUGCACUUUGGACCAGAAGGACCAGUGCCGACCCCUACUGUGACAUCAUCACCUUUCAUAGCUGAUGUGCGCUACCCCCCUGUGUUUAAGGAGAAAAGUUACAAUAAAGAUGUGAACCAGGGUGAAAAUGUGACUUUUCACUGCAGUGCUGAGGGCAACCCUCCCCCUACGAUCCAUUGGGAGUAUACCCCUGCAGUGAAUGUGAAAGAGACCACUGGGGGGCGCCACAGGAAUAUCAGCAUCACAGAAGCCACGUCUACUAAUGCUGGUGUUUACAUCUGUAAUGCCACGAAUGACAUUGGUACUGUGACAAGAUCUGUCACAGUGAAAAUGAUGAGUAAAAACAGUUCCAGUCCCUUAUGGUUCCUGUGGGCUUUGUUUAUAAUCUUAGUGGUCCUAUUUCUCAUCAUAAGCAUGAUCAUUCUCAACCACCGCCGGAAAAAAAAUGGACAAUACAGUUUUGUUUCAAGCAAAGCCACGGACGAUAUCCCAAUGACUGAUAAGCCUGAAGCGUAGGAUUUUAUCACAUGCUGGAUAUCAGUCUGUGGACUGAGAACUUAAGCAAACGCCAUGUUUGUCCUGCAUGGAAAGAAUAGCCUGUACCUGUUGUACUUUCUAACUCUGGAUAAAUAUCUUUCCAAGUUAAACCAAAUGUGGGACAAUAAUAAAACUCCCCUUUUUUCAAAAAAAUGUCACAGAUGUCAUCUUCUAAAUAAGAGCUAUGUUUACCACUCUGUGCUACUGACAAAGCAGGAGGAUUAUAACAUUGACAUUUUAUAAUGACAUUGAUAGUCGCUUUGUGAAGUCUUACUUAAAUUUAUACAUUUUUAAAUAAACAGUAGUUUAAACGUG